Molecule: messenger RNA, 2306 nt
Organism: Erythranthe guttata (spotted monkey flower)
Lineage: Eukaryota; Viridiplantae; Streptophyta; Magnoliopsida; Lamiales; Phrymaceae
Gene: OTP82
Product: Tetratricopeptide repeat (TPR)-like superfamily protein
Biological process (GO): RNA modification
Molecular function (GO): RNA binding; protein binding; zinc ion binding
Source: RefSeq, a predicted model, not a curated record
GAAAAAAAUGUAUGGCAAGUGUAAUAGCAUCAUCAUCAUCCAAUCUGCUACACUUCCUUCCUUCAUCCACCGAUCCGCCAUACGAACUCCUCAAAGAAAACCCAUCUCUCUCUCUUCUCUCCAAAUGCAGAAGUAUAAAAACCUUCAAACAAAUCCAUUCCCACUUCAUCAAAUUCGGCCUCCACAACACUCAAUUUGCUGUAAGCAAAUUGAUCGAUUUUUGCGCGGUGAGCCCUUACGGAAAUCUUUCCUACGCCGUUUCGAUCUUCGAUUCUAUCCACAACCCAAAUCACGUUAUCUACAAUAUGAUGAUCCGCGGAUAUUCUCUUGGCUCUGUGCCCAAAUCAGCUCUGAAUUGCUAUGUAAAGAUGUUGUUUUUGGGUCUCGAACCGAAUUCUUACACGUUUCCGUUUCUUCUUAAAUCUUGCACGAAGUUUCCGACGGCGCAGACAGGGAAGCAAGUUCACGGCCAUGUUUUUAAGUUCGGUCUUGACAGCGAUGUUUAUGUGCAUACUUCACUUAUCAACAUGUACGCUCACCAUGGGGAUUUGGAGGACGCAAGGAUGGUGUUUGAUAAAAGUCCUCUUAGAGAUGCGGUGUCGUUUACGGCGUUGAUCACGGGGUACUUGCCGAGAGGCUAUGUUGAUAGAGCACGCGAGCUGUUCGAUGAAAUUCCUGUGAGAGAUGUUGUGUCUUGGAAUGCUAUGAUAUCUGGAUAUGCUCAGAUUGGUAAAUUUGAUGAGGCUUUGAGUUUGUUUCGAGAGAUGAGAAAUGCGGAAGUUGCUCCCGAUGUGAGCACGUUGUUGAGCGUUCUUUCUGCAUGUGCUCGUGUGGGAGAUAUUGAAACUGGUGAUUGGAUUAAAUUGUGGAUCGAAGAAAACCGGCUCGAUUCGAAUCUUCAGCUCGUUAAUGCAAUGAUUGAUAUGUAUGCAAAAUGCGGCAAUCUUCACACGGCGAGGAAAUUGUUCGAUGGUAUAAAAGAAAAAGAUAUUGUCUCGUGGAAUGUUAUGAUUGGUGGGUAUACACAUAUGAGCGAGUACAAAAACGCCCUUGAAAUGUUUCGUCUGCUCCAGCUAAACAAAGUAGAGCCGAACGAUGUGACUUUCUUGAAUAUUAUUCCAGCUUGUGCACAAUUAGGCGCCCUCGACCUUGGUAAAUGGAUGCAUACUUAUAUCGAAAAGCAUUAUCACGAUUUCCCGAACGAGACUCUUUGGACAAGCCUCAUAAACAUGUACGCUAAAUGUGGAAAUAUCGAAGCUGCAAAACAAAUCUUUUACGGUACGAAAACCAAAAGCUUGGCUUCUUGGAAUGCCAUGAUAUCUGGGCUAGCUAUGCAUGGAGAUGCAAGUAAUGCGAUCGAGCUUUUCUCGAAAAUGGCUAAAGAAGGAUUAUUCAAACCGGACGAAAUCACCUUCGUCAGUGUUCUAUCGGCUUGUUGCCACGCGGGUUUGGUAGAUCUUGGCCGUCAAAUUUUCAAGUCGAUGGUCCAAGAUUACAACAUCUCUCCUCAAUUGCAACAUUAUGGAUGCAUGAUCGAUCUUUUAGGAAGAGCGGGAUUGUUCGAAGAAGCAAUGGAAUUAGUCGAAGGAAUGGAAAUUGAACCCGACGGAGCUAUAUGGGGUUCGAUUCUCGGUGCAUGCAGAAUCCAUAAAAAUCUCGAGCUGGGCGAAUUUGCUGCUGAAAAGCUCUUCAAAAUCGAACCCAACAAUCCCGGCUCUUACAUUCUAUUAUCGAACAUAUACGCACGAGCUGGCAAAUGGGAUGAGGUGGCGAGAAUUAGGACGCUGCUCAAAGACAAGGGAAUGAAGAAGGUCCCGGGCUCGACUUCCAUUGAAGUGGAUGGCGCUGUGCACGAGUUUCUUGUGAGCGAUCGAACGCAUUUGAGGAGCGAAGAAAUAUAUAUGAUGCUCGAUGAAAUCGAUACGGUUCUUGAAAAGGCAGGGCAUGUUCCGGAUACUUCCGAGGUGUACUACGACGUUGAUGAAGAGUUGAAAGAAGGUGUUUUGUGCGAGCAUAGCGAGAAGUUGGCUAUUGCUUUCGGGUUGAUUAGUACAAAACCAGGUACAACUUUAAGGAUCGUGAAGAAUCUUAGGGUUUGUGGGAAUUGCCAUUCUGCGACGAAGUUGAUAUCGAAGGUGUACGGUCGGGAGAUUAUUGCUAGAGAUAGGAGCCGUUUUCAUCGUUUUAAGGAUGGUUCUUGUUCUUGCAUGGACUAUUGGUAAAAAAAGAAAAAAAGAUUUUUUUUUUCUUUUUCGAAAAGUAGCAGUUUGGAACAUUCUAGAAUACACAGAAUCAUCAGUUAGAAG